AUGCAUCAACCACAAAGCGAAGACGGCCCAUUCGGUCCCAUCGUCAAUGGAACAAUGAUAGUUGUAUUUUAUCAGUAUCGACCAAAUCGAGAAGCAGGAUACGCAUUCAUGGUUCUAUUUGCGAUCGCGACUCUCGCUCAUCUUGUCUACCUCAUACGGCUGAAAGCCUGGAUCUUUAUUCCGUUUCUUAUGGGCGGCCUUGCUGAGCUCUUUGGCUACUAUGGCCGAGCAUUGUCGCACGACCGCCCCGACAAGGUCGGACCUUGGAUACAACAAAACCUCCUCAUUCUCGUUGGGGCACCACUGCUCACAGCCACAAUCUAUAUGGCACUUGGGAGGAUCAUAACUGCUCUUCAAGCCGGACAAUAUUCCCUAAUCAAGCCUCGCUGGAUGACCCGACUCUACGUCCUGAUAGACGUCGCAUGCCUUGCAAGCCAGCUUGCAGGCGCUGUCAUGCCAGCCUCCGGCGACGCCAAUCUCAUUGAGCUCAGUCGAAAAAUUAUCCUUGGAGGGCUAAUCCUUCAGCUUGUUGCUCUAUCAAUUUUCUGCUACAUAACUUGGCAUGUAUCCCGUUCGAUCAGUCGGCGAGAAGCAAAAGAGUUUUGCAAAGAUGCUGGGGUCAACUGGAAAAAUCACUUCAGGACUGUGCUUCUCACGGCCAGCUUCGUUUUGGUCAGGAGUCUGCACUCAUGUGGUUGGUUAUGGUGGCAUUUCUGA
This is a messenger RNA of Metarhizium acridum CQMa 102, 717 nucleotides long. The record is from RefSeq and is a predicted model, not a curated record. Lineage: Eukaryota; Fungi; Ascomycota; Sordariomycetes; Hypocreales; Clavicipitaceae.